GCUCCAAUAUUUGCAAUCUGAAGCAAGAUGGCUGGAGUGGACAGAAUGCUUCAUUGUAAAAGGAAUGUUCCAGGUCAAAGUAAGUCUGCCAAACAGACCCUCACAAUGGUUCUAAAAGGCUUCCGGACAAGUAUUAUCAUGUGGCUUUUCUACACCUUGAUUCCAUGUUUGCUGACGGAUGGAGGAGAAGCUCUGCCCGCCCCUCAGAACCUCUCUGUACACUCAGCCAACAUGAAGCAUCUCUUGAUGUGGAGCCCAGUGGUCCUGCCCAGAGAAACAGUGUACUAUUCUGUGGAGUACCAGGGGGAGUAUGAGAGCUUGUACACGAGCCACAUCUGGAUCCCCAGUAAAUGGUGCUCACCCAUUGAAGAUGCUGAGUGUGAUGUCUCUGAUGACAUCACUGCCACGGUGCCAUAUAACCUCCGUGUCAGAGCGAUCUUGGGCUCACAGACUUCAGCCUGGAGCAUCCUGGAGCAGCCCUUUAAUCGAAACUCAACCAUCCUUACCCCACCUGGGAUGGAGGUCUCCAGAAAUGGCUUCCACCUGGUUAUUGAGCUGGAAGACCUGGGACCCCAGUUUGAGUUCCUUGUGGUCUACUGGAGGAGGGAGCUGGAUACCAAGGAACAUGCCAAAGUGCUGAGGAGGGGGGGCAUUCCUGUGCACCUUGAAACCAUGGAGCCAGGGGCCCCAUACUGUGUAAAGGCCCAGGCGCAAGUGAAGGCCAUCGGGAGGAACAGUGCCUUCAGCCAGGCAGAGUGUGUGGAGGUGCAAGGAGAGGCUCUUCCCCUGGUGCUGGCCCUGUUUGCCUUCGUUGGCUUCAUGCUGAUCCUCGUGGUUGUGCCACUGUCCAUCUGGAAGAUGGGCCAGCUGCUCCAGUACUCCUGUUGCCCCAUGGUGGUCCUCCCAGACACUUUGAAAAUAACCAACUCACCGCAGAAGUUAAUCAGCUGUAGAAGGGAAGAGGUGGAUUCCUGUGCCCUGGCGGUGCCAUCUUCUGAGGAGCUCUUCCAGGCAUGGAUCUAGUAGCCUUUGGAAAGGGCCCAGCUGUCAGGAGCUGACAACUUGAUCUCAGGAUACAGGACUCGAAAAGGGGCAGUGUUUCUUUCCUUCAUGAACAGAGGAUGGGAGACUCAAGGAGCACCUGCCUGCCUGCCUGCCUGUCCGUGCCUCGAAGCGACCAUCAGGGGCAGAGAGUUACGGCUGCAGAGCGCUGACCAGGGGUCAGGUGGUAUGACCUCUGCUGUUUCACAUACGAAUGUCUCUGGGGAGAGAGACUUAAUCCCUCUGUGCCUCAGUUUUCUCAUCCAUAAUGGGGAUUAAUGACACACCUGUCAGAUGCCCUCUGUCUCCGGUUGCGUGUGCGCAUUCAUCCGGAGGAGAAGCUGGCAUCUCUGGUCACUGCGACAGACUCAGCUCCUCUGGAGAGCAGGAUGCAAAUGUGUAAUGAGAGUGAUCAAGGGCCGCCCUGAAGCGGAAAGGGAGGAUGGGAGCAAGUGCUGGUUCCGCUUUAAGCCCAAUGCCUAGAUGGGCUUUAAGCCCAGAUGGUGGCGCUUAACAACUCCAUGGCAUUUGACCAGGAUGAAGACCCAGCCCCACUGGGAGGUGUGUAUGAACACUGAGCCGUGGAACACCAUGGGCCGUGGGUCGUGUGUGUACUCUGAGGUCAGAAGGUAAAAGUGUGCAACACAAUAGGAGCACAGAAGGACAUCAGCAAGGUGCAAGACUUGUGCCCCUUUGUCCUGUGGAGUUGCUAAAGGGCAGAGUUGAAAUGAAAGGGGAUUUUACCGCAUAAUCCUUUUGGUUCCAGGAAGAAAGUGGUUGCCAGGGAUUUAGUUACGUUGUCAGUCUUGAUUCCAGAAGGGUGAAAGGGUACCUUUGGAAAGCAGCUAUGCUCACCACUAUACCACGAACGCAAGGAUACCUUUGGAGAGAAGAGUGGGGUGACCCUGGGUACUAGCUGGGGCAAGGGCGGAGCAGUCUGAGUCCUCUGCUGCAGCCACGCCCUGGGAGUCCACAGUCAUGGGCUGCCUGCGUGCGUGCGUGUGUGUAUGUGUGGACAGCAGCCUCAGUGUACAAGAACCCCAACUUUGCUGUUUAUCUGCUUCUCCUGGCCAGGGUGCUGGGUGCUUUCUGGAGGCCCCUGUCCACAGGAAAUCCACAGGGACCUUCUUUUCCUAAAACAGCUCACUCAGGGAUCCUCUGCUCUUUCCGGGCUACUUAUCCCAAGCCCAGCUUUGGAAGAAGCCCUGCCCAUUUCUCCUCCUAUCAGCUGAAGAAGAGACACCUUCAAAGAAGGAUCAGAGGGAGGAGUUUCUUGAGGGAUGAGAGACUGAUAAGCAAGGCCCGCACCUCAUUUUUAAGCCCCCACCCCUCUCAACUCAGGAGCUUCUGCGUUGGUUUGUCUCCAUGGCCGCUUCCUGGAUCCUUUCAGCCAGCCUUCUGUGGAGAGAGCUGACUGCUUCAGCAAGGUAUUUCCUCCUUGGAGACAGAGGCCGACCACCCCAGCUCCACCAGGUGGAGUCUCUAUGGACAGAGGGCAGGCUCUCUCCCCGGUUAGGAGAUUGCUGAAGAUCUUGCCAUUGUACCAUUUUGUAUGUUUCUGCGUACAUUUUUUUAUGUGUGAAUUCCUUUUCUUUUUUUUUUUUUUUUGAGGUUAAGAGUAGGAAAAAUUUAUUGAGAAGAGGAAAGCUUCUGUCCAAGAGAGACAGAAGAGGAACUAGAAAGUGAUGGGUUGCCCCUUUUUGUGUGAAUUUCGUUUGCACUGGAAAUAUAUGUUCAGUUUGCAAAAAUAAAAGACUGUACUGCUACUAUAUGGGUCAUCACUUUUGUGCUUUCCUGUUUUGUGCCCCUUCUCCCUGAAGGUAUUUCUUUAUGUCGCCUGCCCAGGCCCAGAAAGCCCUCUUCUGGAA
Molecule: messenger RNA, 2909 nt
Organism: Fukomys damarensis (Damara mole-rat)
Lineage: Eukaryota; Metazoa; Chordata; Mammalia; Rodentia; Bathyergidae
Gene: Il20rb
Product: interleukin 20 receptor subunit beta
Exons: 7
Coding region: 28-1023 (331 amino acids)
Molecular function (GO): interleukin-20 binding
Source: RefSeq, a predicted model, not a curated record